AUGUCGUCUGGGGCGGCAACAUCCGGCGAAUAUUGGCUCAUCUCGGUGCCCGGCGAGAAGGGAGCCAACGACGCGUGGGAUAAGCUGAAUCGAGCCACCGGAAACGUGUCGACCAACUCGAAAUAUUUGAUUCCGGAUUUGAAGGUCGGAACACUCGAUCAACUCGUCGGACUCUCGGAUGACUUGAGCAAGUUGGACACCUCGGCUGAGGGAGUUAUCCGCAAGCUUGUGCAAUACUUCACCGAAGUUCUCGAGGAGGACAAGAGCAAGGUUGCCGAGAAUUUGGUGAUUGGAAAUAAGGACAUGAAGACAUACGUCACAAAAUUCCAAUGGGAAGGUGCCAAAUAUCCGUUGAAGCAGUCGCUUAAGGUGCUCAGCGAGAUUAUCGGAAAACAGAUCACCCAAAUCGAUAAUGAUCUGAAGAUGAAGUCGUUGGCCUACAAUAAUUUGAAGAACGCGUUGGCAUCGAUGGACAGAAAGACCACCGGAUCCCUUCUGACAAAGGAUUUGGCGGAUUUGGUCAAAGCGGAUGACUUUGUACUCAAUUCUGAGUAUUUGCAGACUGUUAUCGUUGUGGUGCCGAAAAUCAGCGUGAAAGAGUGGGAAUCAAAGUACGCCACGCUCUCCUCGAUGGUCGUGCCCGGAUCGUCGAAACUGUUGACCGAGGAGGGAGAGCACGCGCUUUACACGGUCACACUCUUCAAAAAAGUGAUUGAUGAGUUCAAGAACACCGCCCGUGAGAACAAAUUCAUCGUUCGUGACUUUGUCUAUGAUGAGGAGACGUUGAAAGCGGGACGAACGGAACGAGACAAGCUCCAAGCCGAGAAGCAGCGACAAUACGCGCCGCUCAUCCGCUGGUUGAAGAUCAAUUUCGGCGAGAUCUUCUCCGCCUACAUUCACAUCAAGGCACUCCGCGUCUUCGUCGAAUCGGUGCUUCGCUACGGUCUCCCCGUCAACUUUCAAGCCGCCGUCAUUGAGCCAGCCAAGGGACAACAGAAGAAAUUGAGACAAGAGCUGCACAAGUUGUAUAUUCAUUUGGACGGUUCCGCAGCCGGACCGAUUGAUACCCUCGAAGACUCGCCAGCACUGAUGUCGUUGGGUGUCAACGAAUACUAUCCAUACGUCUUCUUCAAGCUGAAUAUCGAUUUUUCGAAUAAGUAG
Caenorhabditis remanei is the source of this 1161-nucleotide messenger RNA. RefSeq lists its product as uncharacterized. NCBI's taxonomy places the organism in Eukaryota, Metazoa, Nematoda, Chromadorea, Rhabditida, Rhabditidae. The record is from RefSeq and is a predicted model, not a curated record. The transcript has 7 exons. Gene Ontology annotation, molecular function: proton-transporting ATPase activity, rotational mechanism. Gene Ontology annotation, biological process: proton transmembrane transport. Gene Ontology annotation, cellular component: lysosomal membrane; vacuolar proton-transporting V-type ATPase, V1 domain. Bases 1 to 1161 code for a protein of 386 amino acids.